CUGAGAGACAUGCAGGUUGCUCCUGUAUCACUGCAUCGGUGGAUGACAUUCAUUUUGAACACACCAUAGGGGUAGGAAAGGUUGUUAAUAUCAUCGCAAAGGUCAACAGAGCCUUUACGUCCAGUAUGGAGGUGGGCAUUUUAGUGACUUGCGAGGACCUUUACACUGACAGGCAGUGGAAGGUUUGCCACGCCUUUGCAACCUUUGUUGCCAGAAGGACAGAAGCUGGGAAGGUACAGCUGAAGCAGGUGAUUGCUCACACACAAAUGGAGCAGAUGGAGUACAGCCUGGCAGCAGAGCGGAGGAGGAUGAGGCUCAUCCACGCUGAGAUUAUCACAGACCUACUGAGCAGCAGCACAGCUCAGCUGGGAGAAUGCCAGGAGUAUCAGGACGCUGAUGGAAAAAGACGCUUUCAAGAAGCUAUUGCCAGAAAGAAGAUUCGCCUUGAUAGGAAAUAUAUCAUCUCCUGCAAGCAGACUGAAGUGCCCUUGUCUGUUCCCUGGGAUCCAAGUAACCAGAUGUACCUGAGCUACAACAAUGUCUCAGCGCUGAAAUUAAUGGACAACAGGAACAACUGGGUGUUGGCUUCGGAGAAAAAUAAGGUCACAAAUGUUUGCAUAUCUGUUCAGGGUAUAGCUCAUUGGAUUUUCCAGCAUUUUGCACAGUUAUAGUGAGGUGCUCAAAAUAUGGGUCAUAGUGUUUUAUGUAGAUUCUUUAAUAUUGCAGAAUAGGUCAAGAAAACUAUGUUAGCAU
Messenger RNA from Pundamilia nyererei, 753 nucleotides. RefSeq names its product acyl-coenzyme A thioesterase 11-like. Lineage: Eukaryota; Metazoa; Chordata; Actinopteri; Cichliformes; Cichlidae. Gene Ontology annotation, biological process: acyl-CoA metabolic process. The transcript is spliced from 8 exons. Gene Ontology annotation, cellular component: cytoplasm; cytosol. The record is from RefSeq and is a predicted model, not a curated record. Gene Ontology annotation, molecular function: long-chain fatty acyl-CoA hydrolase activity. The annotation marks the transcript as partial.